AUUAACUAAGAAGUAACCAGAGACAUCGGACAAAAUGAAGACAACAUCUGUUUGGUGUUUUUUUUCUGUCCUUGUACUGUCUAAGACUGUAUUCUCGAAAAGUAUUUCUGGUAAGUGCCAAUUAUGCAAGGAAUGCGUUAGAAUUAUUAUGGAAUUUCGACAACACAGUUGCACCUGUUUUAACCUAUAAAUCAUGAGAACUACUCUUUUCUUAACUUUUUAUGAACUAACUAGUAUCUAUACAUGCAUCUACCUUGAAUUUUUUGAAACAAUGACAAACGCUUUGGUCACCAAACCGAUCCACAGAUUUAUAUUCUUGGGGGCAAACCCUGGUGAAACCAAUACCCCCAUUCAAAAAAAAGCUUAAACAGGUUUUAAAGCUGUUUUGUCAAUAGCGCUAAAAUUGUUUUCUUCGUAAAAGCUGCAUACUUAAAACCGAUGUUUGUAUGUUUUAAACCUAUGAUUGACCUCUUGAAACCUACGGAACACUGAAUUCAGUUUUACAGUUCUCUGUUUCUGAUUUUUAUCCACUUAAACCCGGUUUACCUAAAUAUGUUUUGCUAGGGUCAGUGGGGUAUAAAACUUUAACAGGUGUAAUAAUAGCGCCGUUUGAUGCAUUAUCAUCUGAGCUCUGUACUGUUAAAUUGAGUUCAGAAAACUUAAGUACGUAGCAAGUUGAGCCGUUAACUCCCCUGAUAAACAUUCAUAAAAGCCUUUUUAUUAACUCGUCAUAUUAAUUGAAAUCAAUCCAACAUCAGUUUCUGAAAUAAAUCUGAUUUAUUCAGAUGUAUUUAAAACUUUGUUCCUAGUCUGAUUCUACCAAUAUCUGCUUUUAAAAGGAUCUGCGACUUCUCCUCCAGAGAAAAGAAGUGUUCAACCGCCAUUCUUUGCUGGUGGUAGUCCUCCAAAAGGGCUACCUGGUACUUCUCAAGGGAUCGAAAUCCAGCAGACGCUGCCUUAUGAUCCUCCAGGCACUCCACCUUAUUUUUUUUCUCUCUUUGAUCCAAGCACCAAUACACCGUUUUAUUCAGCUUACAAAGUUACACCUGCUCAGUCAAAGGACAUUGGGAAAGGAAGAAGGCCGGGUAGAAUACGCUGGAGAGAAGGCGGUGUGGAGAGAGGUUUGGAGAUAAUCAUUAAACAUUAAUUGCAGGUUGACUCAGUCCACAUAGUAACACCUGUUAGGGCAAGGGACCUUAGUAAGGAAGAAAGGCUGGGUGGAAUGACGUGGAGAAGCCCCCAGGUUACAGAUAGUCAUUGAACAUCGACUAAAUUUUGAAUGGUGAACACCAGUACAUUAUAAUCGAACCAACUCACGUAUGUCCUCAGAGUUUCACAGAUUAAUCAAGAUCAAACUGCACGUUGUCGUACGGGGACCGUAUCAUGAGCGUACAUUUUAGAAUGUAUUUUAUAGACUGAUGCCCCUCUUCUACCCCAUUUUUUUUUUUUUUUCAAAAAGUAACAAACAAUACAGCUCGUCAAACAUGGGAAAUCACCGCUUUAACUCUCUAGCAUUGGAGGCAUUAGUUAACCAAAGCUGAAAAGACUGCGUAAUUUAUCAUUUAAAGUCGAGUCUUCCUUAAUUUACGAUUAGUUUUCGAUCAGCUAUAGAGGGGGUAGAAUUAGUAGAAAGUGUAAACAACGCAUCACGAAAUAAAGGAGAAACAACUGUAGGGUUCCAGUAUAGUGAAAAGCAAAAUAUUCACAUUUUACGGGGUUUCAAUUUCGCAUUUUAACUGGUCAUGAAAAUUAAAAACACUCAUCCCGUAUCACGCAGUAACCCCUUUCCCCUCCUCGCUAAACUGACAGGCUUUGCAGAGCACGUAUACAUCCUGUGCCUUUCCGGCAGGACAAGCCAAGCAAUCAAGCGUUAAUGAUAUUCUGAAAAUGAGAACUGUCCAUCACCGAGUGCCGACCUCACCUAUUUCAGGUCUGUGGGGCCAACUAGUGGGUGAUCUCUAAUAUAUUUCCUGCCUAACGGAACACCAAGUUUGACUUCAUACCCUCACGGUUAUACAAGAGGAGGGGAUACAGUUUUAAGAUUAGUGUACAACACUUCUUUGAUACCAAAAAAAUAUCAUAAUCUUUUUGUUUAUCGUUCUAUAACAUCUAUAUUCACAGGUGUUCCUAAUCUCAAAAUUGCUUAUAAGGAAGCAAUCGAAAAAAACCGAGAACGUCUUAGAGGAUCACGUCCAAACCAAGAAUUAACCAAAGGCCAUUUGAAUCCCUCAGCGAUAAAUUCCUUUAACGAAAAAUUCAUGGACGCUACCUACACAUUUACCAAUGUAGUACCUCAGUUUGCAGCGUCGAACUUUUAUUUGACGAAGUUUGAGACAAAAGUGGAAAAUUAUGCAAAGGACAAUUGUGGCAAGAAAGAUGGAACCCUCUACCUUUUGACUGGCAGAUCAGAAAAUGGCCUUGUCACUAGUCCGGCGGGGAUAGCUGUUAAGGAUUCUACAAAUGUACUUCCUAAGCCCUUUCCGACGGAUACGUUUGUGCAAGGUACAAUAACACUUGUAACCCCUCGUUCUCUGUGGACAGCUGUUUGCUGUAUAUGGCAAGUACCAGGUGAGGAGAAGAAAAGAGCAGAAUCUUUUGCAAUGAUGAGCAACAAUCAAGACAAAAGAUCGAAUGUUCAUCAAACAGAAAUGAGCGUGCGCGAACUAGAGGAGUUCUUGACGACACCACCAGAUGCCAAAGUAAAUUUGUUCCCUGGGGAAGAGGAAUGUCGACCACCUGCGACCUAAGAACUAUCUACAUUACGAAGAGAAUGUCGAUGAGAACAGGCUGUUCAGAGUCAGGUAGAUAAAUUAAUACCCCUGAUUAAUGAGAGACUUGUGAAGAAGUGUCUUCCUCUUUGGCAUAUAUGUGAUUCCUUAGCAACAAGACUUUGAAAUGAUAACGAGAGAUCAUUAAAAAAUAAAAAACUUUGGA
Molecule: messenger RNA, 2934 nt
Organism: Pocillopora meandrina
Lineage: Eukaryota; Metazoa; Cnidaria; Anthozoa; Scleractinia; Pocilloporidae
Source: the annotation of a GenBank genome assembly